Molecule: messenger RNA, 762 nt
Organism: Drepanopeziza brunnea f. sp. 'multigermtubi' MB_m1
Lineage: Eukaryota; Fungi; Ascomycota; Leotiomycetes; Helotiales; Drepanopezizaceae
Source: RefSeq, a predicted model, not a curated record
AUGAACUUCCGAAUGGAGACGAUUGUCCCAGCGGAUAUUCCCAGCCUUAUCAAGCUUAAGUCGCAAGCAUUUGCAGACUUUAGCAGCCUGUAUCCAAUCAAUAUCUUGCCGGAUAACCUGGCCAUGUGGGAGGUGCACUGGACGGCGAUGUUCUUGGAGCGGCCGUUUAUGCAAUUCUACAAGAUGGUGGACAGCGAGACGGGAGAUGGACGGAACUACAGCAGGAUCAUGGCGUCGAUAUGGUGGCAAGAACCGGGUACCUACGGAGAUGACCCAGCAUUCCACCAGUGCGGCGCGGAUUGUCUGCCGCCUGGGGUCAACAUCGAUGCGAUCAAUUACAUCUGGGAACGGAUGGAGAAAGUGCUCAGUAUCUAUUCGACCCUCGCCCCGAACAAGGCUAUCCGUAUCCUCAGCAUGGCAGUGCGGCCAGAUAUCCAGCGCAUGGGUCUCGGGACGGAGAUGAUGCGAUUCUUGCUCGCGCGGUCGGACCGGCUCGGGCUGAGGACAUGCUUGACGCCGCUCUACGCCCAGCGGAUGUUGUUUGAGAGGCUCGGCUUUCGGACGCUGGCGCGAUGGAGAGCGGAUACGCAACUUUAUGGGGGCGGUAUGCUCUUGGGUGGUGUCGUGAUGUCGAGAGUGCCCCCUCGGUUGAUCACGCCGUCUGUCGUGCCGCAUAAUAAGGUGUCUAACAAGCUGCCGGGCAUAAUGGGCCCACCGGCCCGCCCGGCUCGUCGUAAGGAUCAAGGACGGUCAUCAAAAUAA